Messenger RNA from Salvelinus sp. IW2-2015, 3405 nucleotides. The record is from RefSeq and is a predicted model, not a curated record. Lineage: Eukaryota; Metazoa; Chordata; Actinopteri; Salmoniformes; Salmonidae.
AUGAUCCUCGCCACCAUCAUCGCCAACUGUAUCGUCCUGGCCCUGGAGCAGCACCUGCCUGGAGAGGACAAGACCCCCAUGUCUAAGAGACUGGAAAAGACAGAGCCUUACUUCAUUGGGAUGUUCUGCUUUGAAGCUGGGAUUAAAGUGGUGGCAUUGGGAUUUGUAUUCCAUAAAGGCUCCUACCUGAGAAACGGCUGGAACGUCAUGGAUUUCAUUGUGGUUCUGAGUGGGAUUCUGGCCACAGCGGGAGCUCACAUGAACAUCCCAGUGGACCUGCGGACCCUGAGGGGUCGUGUGCUCAGACCCCUCAAACUGGGCUCUGGAAUCCCCAGCCUGCAGAUAGUCCUGAAAUCCAUCAUGAAAGCCAUGGUGCCGCUGCUCCAGAUUGGCCUGUUGCUCUUCUUCGCCAUUCUCAUGUUUGCCAUCAUCGGCCUGGAGUUCUACAGCGGGAAGCUCCACAACACCUGUCUGCCCAUGCCCAAUAUCCUAGAGAAUGAGACGGUGGACAAGUCUGAGUCAGAGUUCCCGUGUGGGGUAAGGAAGUGCCCUGACAAGUACACCUGCCAUGACACCUGGAUCGGCCCCAACGACGGCAUCACCCAGUUUGACAACAUCCUGUUUGCUGUGCUCACUGUCUUCCAGUGCAUCACCAUGGAAGGCUGGACCACCGUGCUCUACAACACCAACGAUGCUUUAGGCCCCACGUGGAACUGCAUGUACUUCAUCCCUCUGAUAAUCAUUGGCUCCUUCUUCGUGUUGAACCUGGUAUUGGGAGUGCUCUCAGGAGAGUUUGCCAAAGAGAGGGAGCGGGUUGAGAACCGCAGGGCGUUCAUGAAGUUGCGGAGGCAACAGCAGAUUGAGAGGGAACUCAAUGGCUACCGGGCCUGGAUCAACAAAGCAGAGGAGGUGAUGCUUGCAGAGGAUAAUAAGAAUUCAGGACCGUCUGCUCUUGAUGGUAAGACUGGAAAGAUGGCCCGAUUUGGUUAUAUUGUCUUGCUGAAGAGGGCCACAAUCAAGAGGAGAGGACUGGACCAGCAGUAUGGUGACAUCGCUUCUGUGGGCAUCCCGAUGACCAGAGCCAGCAUCAGGAGUGCUAAGAGAGGACCCACGGCUUAUUUGAAGCGUAAGGAGCGUCUGCUGCGGAUCUCUAUCCGCCGCAUGGUGAAGACACACAUCUUCUACUGGACCGUACUGGGCCUGGUGGCCCUCAACACACUCUGUGUUGCCAUCGUCCAUCACAACCAACCCCACUGGCUGUCUGUGUUCCUCUACUAUGCAGAGUUCCUCUUUCUGGGUCUGUUUCUCACUGAAAUGUGUUUAAAGAUGUACAGCCUGGGACCCAGACUCUACUUCCACUCCGCCUUCAAUCGCUUCGACUGCGGGGUGAUAGUGGGAAGCAUAUUUGAGGUGAUGUGGGGAUUCUUCAGGCCUGGCAUGUCCUUUGGCAUCAGUGUGCUGCGUGCGCUCCGUCUGCUGAGGAUAUUCAAGAUCACCAAGUACUGGGCGUCGCUGAGGAACCUGGUGGUAUCCCUGAUGAAUUCUAUGAAAUCAAUCAUCAGCCUCAUUUUCCUCCUCUUCCUCUUCAUCCUGGUCUUUGCUCUGCUGGGCAUGCAGCUCUUUGGUGGCAGGUUCAUCUUUGAAGACUACACUCCUACAAACUUUGAUACUUUUCCUGCAGCCAUCAUGACUGUAUUUCAGAUCCUGACAGGAGAAGACUGGAAUGAGGUGAUGUACAAUGGGAUCCGCUCCCAGGGAGGAGUGAAGUCAGGAAUGUGGUCCUCCAUAUACUUCAUUGUACUCACACUCUUUGGCAACUACACGCUGUUGAAUGUUUUCUUGGCGAUCGCUGUGGACAAUCUGGCCAAUGCCCAGGAACUAACCAAGGAUGAAGAGGACGAAGAGGCUGCUUUCAAUCAGAAACAUGCUCUCCAGAAAGCAAAGGAAGUAGGGGCCAUGUCUUCCCUGAUGUCAUCAGAGAGGAGGAGACCCUACCUGUAUAGGAAAAGAGCGAUACACAGGAGCCGGCCUGCCUACUCUCUGGAGGAGGCUGAGAGCCUCGCCGAGGGGCCCCCAUGCCCGCCACUGAAUUCCUCUAACUCUUUCAUGUCCAGGAGGGAGAGGAGUAGACGGAUGACCAUGUCUGUGUGGGAGCAGAGAACCAGCCAACUGCGCAGGCACCGGCAGAUGUCCAGCCGAGAGAUCCUCUUCAGCAACCCCAGUGAGGAGCAGGAAGCGCCCCCUGGCUGUCCACACCACCUCAAAGCAACAGGCACACCCACAGGCAGCCUGAAGCUGGCUGAUCCCACAGCUGACCCUAAGGCCUUCACAGCUAAGCCCCCAAAGCCCAUGGAGAUGCCCCUAGAGGAACCAGCCCUGUCCAUGGGUGUCCCUGAGCUCCACUUAUCCAGCCCUUUACCAGAGCCACCCGAUCCCACUGACACGCCCCUGCCUGACCCCCCCACGUMCACAGCUGUGUUCAUACCGGAGCCUACAGAAUCUGAGCCAUGCCCAGAGGGCAAGCGUGGCAUCCCCAACCACUGCCACCAAGGCCUCAAUGGCCGCAGGAGCCCCUGGUUGAAUGGGGAGAGAAGGCAGAGAGCGGUGCGUAAGUUCCGCCCUCCUGCUGGUGACACCCUGACCACUGACAUGGAAGGCAUGAGGCUCAGGAGGCCACAGGGCACAGGGCACUGUGAGGCCCAGGCUGGGGCCAGAGGCCUGGACUCACCUCAGGCGGAGGGCAGCAGUCGCUCUGUCAGCAUGGAGAGGAAGACCCCAGAGGACCCAGUGGAGGAGGUGAGGAAAGACGGUAACGARGGAGAAACCAGGCAGCCUUCCGAGACCAGGGAGGCUGAACACAGACAGAGGGAACAUGAUCAGACUGGGGGUCCUGAGCUGCAGAACAGGGAGGAGGGUCUACUGUCAGAUCCACCCACCCUGCAGCCAUCUCAGGCUGCAGUACUGGCGCUACCAGAGGGCCCCACAGGAGACAGUGAGACCGAUAGCAACGCCACCACUCUGAACCAGUCCCCUCUGAGCUCCAGUGUUGUCAUCGAGGUGACCGAUGUCCAGUUGUCACUAGAGCUCACCCCCAUCACAGGCAACAGUAAAGACGUGGAGGCGUCCAAGCCUGAGAAGGACGAGGAAGAGGUGGCCAGCCCAGUCAAUACUGUCACACCUGACAGUAUGUUCAUCUUCAAACCUGACAACCUGAUCCGCCGGGCCUGUCACUAUGUCGUGAACCUGCGUUACUUUGAGAUGUGCAUCCUGCUGGUGAUCGCUGCCAGCAGUAUCGCCCUCGCUGCAGAGGACCCCGUUUCAGCCACCUCCGACUGGAACAAAGUAAGAGCCAGUCUGGUCACUGGGCUUUACAUGGACUCAACAGAUGGCUGUUUUCCUCUCUGA